Molecule: messenger RNA, 1265 nt
Organism: Cyphomyrmex costatus
Lineage: Eukaryota; Metazoa; Arthropoda; Insecta; Hymenoptera; Formicidae
Exons: 6
Coding region: 114-1019 (301 amino acids)
Biological process (GO): G protein-coupled receptor signaling pathway
Cellular component (GO): plasma membrane
Molecular function (GO): G protein-coupled receptor activity
Source: RefSeq, a predicted model, not a curated record
UUAGAAACUAAAUGGCCCUGCGAGGUACGCUCGUACUGGUUAUCGUUACAGCCAUUCGUUAAAUUCGUCCGUUUCUUGCUCCGCUACGUGACGCCAUUUAUUAUAAUCCUCGUAUGUUGAGCGCACCUGUGCUAUGUGACUCCAAUUUGUCACUGUAUCUAAGCGCGCUCGCUAUAUCGGACAAUGGAGCGUUAAUAUUCAAUUACGCCGUCAACGUCGCAAAGUCACACUCCACGUCCGUAAACGAUCUUUUUAUGAACAGCAAAUUCUUAUGCGGCGCGAAUUCCGUGAGCAUGGAAUUUUUUCAAUUUACAUCGACCUGGCUGAUUGUCGCUCUCACAUGGACGCGCGUCAUCGCUGUGAUGUUUCCAUUCGGAGCCCGCGACCAAAAUCGCUCCGCGAUUACGAUUAUCACCAGCCUAGUCUGCAUAAGCUUCACAAUAUCCUUAACAAAGCUGUACUCUGGCGGAUACGAAACCGACAGCGUUUUUGAAUUUGUACCGUGCCAGAAGAUGAAGCCAUGGGGCAGCGCUAUGUACUUUUACAUCGCCCUGUCCACGUGGCUGCCCUUGCUUUUUAUAUCGAUCGGCAAUCUGUUACUUUUCGUUCGUAUGAGGAGGUCUUACAAGAUUCACAACGAAUUAACUCAUAAUUUUAGAUACAGAAGCAAUAGGACAAAUAAUUCAAGUAGAACGUUGCUCGCGGUAUCGAUAGUACAUUUGAUCUUGCUGCUGCCAUUGGGAAUUGUCGAAACAUUGGAACUUUAUUGGGACGUGAUUUUAAUCAAACAUCCUAGUAAUACAGGAGAUAACGAGAGAUACAUACACUGGUUGCAAGAGAAGAUGUUACUGAAGUGGUGCCACGGCCUGCUCUUUCACAUAUAUCACUGGAAUUUCGCAAUAAACUUUUUUCUGUAUUACCUUACAGGAAAUAAAUUUAGAAAUGUCGUUACGCAAACGUUGAAAAAUUAUACACAUCUGUCGUGUCACAAAAGUCUUGCGGUGCAAUACAUGGAGUAGCUGUCACAGACAUUUUACAUACAAUCUUUGCAUUACGUUGCUAACGGAACUGUUGUACGAAGCAAACAAUUCAAUAAUGUAGCAAAUAAUUCAAUAAUAUUCAAUAAUAGAAAUAAUUGCAAUGAAAGAGACAGUAACGUUGCCUAAUUUUGUAAAAGCAAAGUACAUUAGGAAGAAAACUCUUCGAUAUAGGAACGUUGCAUUAUACAUAUACCUACAUAGAUACAUCCGUUUCAAGGAUAAACU